This is a messenger RNA of Anolis sagrei ordinatus, 4219 nucleotides long. It is a transcript of the gene TMC7, whose product is annotated as transmembrane channel like 7. NCBI's taxonomy places the organism in Eukaryota, Metazoa, Chordata, Lepidosauria, Squamata, Anolidae. Gene Ontology annotation, cellular component: plasma membrane. Gene Ontology annotation, molecular function: mechanosensitive monoatomic ion channel activity. The record is from RefSeq and is a predicted model, not a curated record.
GCUGCCUCCCUCCUCCUUCCCUCCAGGCGGAAAGAGCCGGAAGGCAGCGCGGGGCCGGCGGACAUGAGCUGGGCGCGGGCCGCCCAGGAUCCCGGCACCUCUGGCCGGGAAGAAGAGGAAGGCCGGCAAGAGGUUUUCCUUUUUGAUCCUCAGAGCGCAUCACCCACCGUUGCCUUUCUGCAAGAGUUGCCCAGUUUCCAGUCAAUGCGGAGGAGGAAACCCUCAAUCAGAAGCUCACAGGAUUAUUACAGUUUAGUGCGGGUCACUUCUGGAGAGACCAACAACUUGUUGGAUGGGGUCGGACCAAGCCCCACACGCCCACUUCGAGAAUAUGCCUUAACGAUUGCAGAGAAACGGCGUUUAAGAGAUAUCCAGGAAGCCAACAGGAAAUACCUGUCAGGUUGGAAUCAGUGGAGGCAGUCAAGCAAAAAGUCCCUGAAAAGAAUUGUAGAGGAUACCAAGGAACUGUCCUCCUAUUUGGAGCUUUGGAGGCACGAUAUCCACAGCAUUGAAGGGAAAUUUGGCACUGGGAUCCAGUCUUAUUUCUCCUUCCUUCGGUUCCUUGUGAUCCUGAACUUGGUGAUCUUUCUCCUUGUGUUCAGCUUUAUCACUCUUCCGAGUGCUGUUUUCCAACAUGGAAUUGUCAAUGGCAGCUACGUUAAAGUCUCCCCACAGGAAGCAGACACACAUUGCACGAUUUAUGAAGUCACUGGCACCAAGGGACUCAUUUACUUCUACAAUUAUAUUAUAGAUCUCCUGUCUGGCACAGGUUUUCUUGAGAUGACCAGCCUUUUCUAUGGUUAUUACACAGUCGAUGCAAUACAUUUGGGCCGCCUGACAUACCAAGUGCCGCUUGCUUAUUUGCUCACCACGAUGACCUACCUUUCAUUGAGCUUCCUGUGGAUUGUCAAGAGAGCCGUCGAAGGGUUUAAACAAAGCCUGGUGUGCAGCGAUGACCGGUUUCAGAGCUACUGCAACAAAAUAUUUGCUGGCUGGGAUUUCUGUAUUACGGAUGUCAAUGCUGCACGGCUGAAACACUGCAGCUUACAUUAUGAACUGAAAACUGACUUGGAGGAAGAGAGGUUGAGGCAGAGAGUAGCGGAAAGAACUGCCAAAGAGAAGAUACGCAUCUAUUGCUUGAGGAUAUUCUUAAAUGCUGUAGUCCUUGCUGUUUUGUCAGCUUGUUUUUACUCUAUCUAUAGAGCAACUGUCUACUCGCAGGAAAUUAUUUCCAGUGACAACAAAACUCGAUUUGAAGAUAACCUCCUUGUGCAGUACCUUCCUUCGAUGGUGAUCACAAUGGCCAACUUCAUUGCCCCCCUGAUAUUUUCAAUGAUCAUCAAACUGGAGGAUUAUUCGCCAGGCUUUGAAAUCCGGUUGACUCUGAUGAGGUGCGUCUUUGUACGGUUGGCCAAUAUUGGCGUUCUCUUGGCCUCACUCUGGAUCCGGAUCAAGUCCUGUGCCGAUGAAAAGUGUGAGGCCUGUGGAUACAACUACCAGGUCUAUCCUUGCUGGGAGUCUCGUGUUGGCCAGGAGAUGUAUAAGCUUAUGAUCUUUGACUUUAUCAUCAUUUUUGCUGUUACAGUCUUCAUAGACUUUCCUAGAAAAUUGAUGGUUACCCAUUGUUCGGUGAAGGCCUUCCGGUGGUGUGGGCUGCAGGAGUUUGCCAUUCCAGACAAUGUUUUGGAAAUAGUUUACGGACAAACAAUUUGUUGGAUUGGAACUUUCUACUGUCCACUCCUGCCUGCGAUCGCAACAAUAAAAUAUUUCAUUGUAUUUUACAUUAAAAAGGUCAGUCUGAUGCAUACCUGUAAGCCUUCAACGCGUCCUUUCAGGGCAUCCAGUUCCAACUUCUUCUUCUUGGUGGUGCUCUUGAUUGGCCUCAUCUUAGCUUUCAUUCCAGUGGGACUUAGCAUGACACGCAUUCCCUCCUCAAAGGCAUGUGGACCUUUUGUGACAUUUGAGCAUUCGUGGGACAUUCUGCAUCACACUGUCAGUCAAUUCCCAGAUGUAUUGAGAGCAGUCCUGGAUGGCCUCGCAUCCGAAGCCUUUGCAGUGCCUUUCUUUAUAUUGAUCUGCCUUGUUCUGUUCUAUCUCAUGGCCUUGGCUGGUGCACAUAAACGAGUUGUUAAUCAGCUGAGGGAACAAUUAGUGAUGGAGAGCCGGGACAAACUCUUCUUGAUCAGGAAGUUGACUGAAGCCCAGAGACUUGGCUGAGAAAAAAUUCAUAACCUUUUAUUUUCCUAGCGAUUUUUGGAACGGCUACUUAAAGGACCACAGAAAAGUUGAACCUUGAGCAAAUAGAGAUUCAUUGUUGCCGAGGAAGGGUUUUUGUGUACCUUCGGCAACAUGGGCCUUUCUCCUUGUUUCAAUGUGCUGAGAACAGUGGGUUCUUUCUUAUUUUCUGGCUUUUUACAGCCUUGCUGUGUUCUCUUCUAUGCAUAAGUGAGUGGUUGAUUGACUCAGGGAACUCUUACGCUGAGCUGUUAUACUUGUCAUCAAGUAUAUGUCUUCCUUUUUUAUAAGCUUCCCCCUUGUAAAGAAUGACGAACCUCUUAAUGACUCUGCCCAAAAAAAACUACUGUAUUGGGGGCCUGUGUGACAAUAUCUUUCACUCUAUACAUUUUAAGCCUCUAUUUUUCAGGGGCCUUAUUUUUGUAUUAUGUAUUGCUUUCUAGAGUUGGAAAGUUGCUUGUAGAAACCUUUGCCACAGUAUUAUAGUUGUUUUAAUCCAAAUGGUAGCAGAAGCAGGGCUGCAAAGUUAAGUCAUAUGGUGACGUGGGUCCAGAAGAACAUCUAUUUCUAUGUUUCUCAGUCUCCUCUAGCACAUGUGUGCAACUCGCUAUGUGUAGUGGAAGGUCAUGCAUGGGGGAGGGGCAGAUACAUUGCCUGUCAAUAACUCAAGGUUGUGUGGAUAAAUGUGUCUGAAGAUUUGUUGGGGAGCAAACUUUGCAUAUAUAUAUAUAUAUAUCUCCAAUUUUGAACAAGAAGCAUCAGUUGCUGUUGCUGUUAGCUCUGGUUUUAUGGUGGGUAACUUACAUGUAAAUGAAAGAGCUUUAUGUUGAAUGGAUAUAAACGCAUUCCAAUUAUAUGCUUACAGUGGUUGAAUCCAGACUUUUGCUCAUGCUUUUUAUAGUCAGUGAAAUCAAGGGGAUUUAACAUGCCUUCUUGAUUUUAGCGUACAGUAUGUGCUCUCACUUAGUCUUGAUCCAACCCUUGGUCUUAUUUAAAUUCUUUUAGGAGAGUUAUAAUAAUGGCACUGAUGGCAACUCAAAAGUUGUAUUGAAAGAGGACAAUGGGCAUUGAUAUAGACCAAAGCUUUGAAUCAGAAGCCUCCCACAGCAAUGACUUUCAAGCCUCUACUCACUGACAUAAACUGAAGCAAAAUGCUGUUGGCUCAUACUAUUUAGAAAGCUUAAAUCACUGCGUAGAAGGAAACAAUCGGACAAGGAAGGAGAAAUGGGUUUCCUGCAUAAUGUGAACACAAUGCUUUUACUAUAUAAGAUGUAUUACUUUACUCAGUGUUGCUCAAAAUUGUCUGGAAACUCAAGUCAUUUCACUUGCAGAAGCAAAGUUCAAUGAGAACAAGCCAACCAAAUUCCUCGUUAGUCUUAAUUACUAAGAAACUAACUUUUGUACAUUAUUAGAUUCCUGUGUUUUCAUACUCUGGAUAAGCAUUAAAUGAUGAUAUAUCCUUAACACUUUGUUCUAAAUGGACCCAUUCUCCUGUGAUUUAAUGAAACACAGAAAUAACUGUAUUUUUUCUAGGCCAAUUACUGCAUUCUGUAUUUAACUUGAAUUUUGAAGAGAACUUGAAAUGUCCUGUGGAAGAUAUAUAUAUAUAUAGAGAGAGAGAGAAAGAAUACGUAGUUUAAAGAACACUGUUACUUUCAGAGUCUGACAUUUUUUCCUAGCAAUUUUGAGAAACAUAAACGUUUUAAAGGGUGUAAAAUAUGUGUUAAUAAAUAUGCUACAGAAGUUUUAAUGAAACGAGUUUAUUUGUAUUUAUUUUGGGCUGCGUUCUAAAGCACUACCAAAUCAUAGCAACUAGAUACAACAUGAAACAUUGAAAUGGUUCCAUGCUUCAAAAUAAAAAUAAAAUAAAAUAUGUGUGUCUUUAUAAAAAAGCGACAGAUUCAAAACAAAGGUAAAUAUUUUUGGCUGAUUUCGAGGGAUGGAAGAUAAGCUGGACUUCUAAUGUACUUUUCCAUUUUGUGUG